AUGGAUCUUGCCACUGAUGCUGAUAUCGAACCCUUGAGAGCAAAGGCUCUAGGGUAUGGUGUCAUAAGAUUAUACCGACAAAACGAAAACAUUAAUAAGGAUACUGGCGAUGAUGAUAUUUUUAAAAAAUUGAAUGAAAUCAGUGGCGAUGGAACAAUAAUUGCGAUUGUUGCUGUACCGAGCUAUUUUACUGCCACUGAUUUGUUGGGAUUUGUUGGGGAAACUGCAAGAGAAAAUGUAUCACAUUUUCGAUUUAUUAAAUCGCAUACCCCAAAUCGAUUUAUGGUAUUGAUGAAAUUCAGAACAAAGAAAAAUGCUUUGCUUUUUCAAGAUAAUUACAAUGGCAGAAAAUUCAAUUCAAUGGAACCGGAGACUUGCCAUGUUAUAUUUGUUAAAUCGAUUUUAUUUAGAACAGAUAAUGAUCAUAGAGUUGAAAACCAGUCCAAUUCAAUUCCUUACCUAUUAGAUGAUCCAUUUAUGUCAAACCCAAAGAAUUCUCAAUCUCAUUCCCAGUCUCAAUUGACAGUAAAACCUCUACCGCCUCCAACUCCCAAAUUGAUAGAAUUGCCAACUUGCCCUGUAUGUUUAGAAAGGAUGGACUCCAGCAUCUCAGGCUUAUUAACAAUUCCAUGCCAACAUACUUUUCAUUGCCAAUGUCUAAGCAAAUGGAAAGACGACACCUGCCCAAUUUGUAGAUACACUUCAUUGAAGUAUAGAAAAUUUGAUUUUAACUCAAAUAAUAUUAACAAUUUCAAUACUAAUGAGCAUACUGAAGAUAAAUGUUUCUUUUGUGGAAUUCAACAAAAUUUAUGGAUCUGUUUAAUAUGUGGUAAUAUAGGAUGUGGGCGUUACGAUUCAGGCCAUGCUAUUGAGCAUUUCAAAGAGACUGGACACUGUUUUUCAAUGGACAUAAACAGUCAAAGAGUUUGGGAUUAUGCUGGCGAUAAUUAUGUUCACAGACUAUUAACUAAUGAAGCUGAUGGAAAAUUGGUAGAAUUGUCCUCGAGAAAUGACUGUUCGUUCAAUGCAAACUCUGAGAAAAAUGCCAAUGGAUCCAAUGACUCUAAAGUUGAAAACAUGAAUCUUGAAUAUACCCAUAUUUUGGUCUCGCAGCUAGAAAGUCAACGAGAGUAUUUCGAAGACAAAAUCAGCCAAUUUGUCGAUAAAAAUCAAAAACUAUCAGACGAAAACGAGCAGUUAGAGAAAUCUCUAAGCAAACUAGAGGCCUCCAUAAAAACGAUCAAGGAGGAGUCGUUGUCUGCAAUAGAGAGCAAAAUGGACAAGUAUUCAAAGUUGCUAACCAAAAACUUUGAAAAGUACAACGAGUUGAACAAGAGAUACCAGGAGGAAAAGUCGAUGGGAGAAGGGUUGUUUCGAAGAAUCCAAAAGUUGGAAGCUGACAAGAAGAAGCUUGCCGACGAGAAGAUGGAGCUCCAGACAAGCAACGAGGACUUGGGUGAGCAGGUCAAGGACUUGAUGUUCUACUUGGAGAGCCAGGACAAGUUUCGCGACGCGGCCGAGGACGUGAAGGAGGGAACCGUUGUCCUCCAGCCGCCGGCAAAGAAGCACCGGUCCCGCAACAAAAAGAAGCGCUAG
Molecule: messenger RNA, 1596 nt
Organism: Ascoidea rubescens DSM 1968
Lineage: Eukaryota; Fungi; Ascomycota; Saccharomycetes; Ascoideales; Ascoideaceae
Gene: ETP1
Product: Etp1p
Exons: 2
Coding region: 1-1596 (531 amino acids)
Biological process (GO): protein ubiquitination; Ras protein signal transduction
Cellular component (GO): cytoplasm
Molecular function (GO): zinc ion binding; ubiquitin protein ligase activity
Source: RefSeq, a predicted model, not a curated record